Messenger RNA from Aspergillus calidoustus, 975 nucleotides. The record is from the annotation of a GenBank genome assembly. Lineage: Eukaryota; Fungi; Ascomycota; Eurotiomycetes; Eurotiales; Aspergillaceae.
AUGUCUUCCGAUCGUACUCCGAAGUAUCGGCAGGAAAUCCAGCAGAUGAUGUUCGUCUCUGGAGAGACCGCCGAAGCCUCUGUUGAAACCACUACUCUUAUUGAGGACAUUGUGCGCCAACAGGUUGUUGAAAUCCUUGCUCGUAGCACCGCCCUAGCGACUCGUCGUGGGGUUCGAUCUAUCUCUACAGAUGAUCUGAUCUUUCUCAUUCGUCAUGACAAGGCCAAAGUGUCGCGCCUGAAAACUUUUCUAUCUUGGAAGGAUGUCCGCAAGAAUGUGAAAGACUCCGACGACAAAGGAGGCGCUGACGCCGCCGAUUUUGCAGGAGCUGAUGACCCGAUCGCCGGCGGGGUUGUCGCAGGUCCCCAGGAUGUCGCAUCCAAGCCCAAGAACAAGAGAGCUCGUGUUGGACUUGCUUGGGAUGUCAACAGUUUUUACUCCAUUCAAGUUCCCGAGAGGGAAGAUGAAGAAGAUGAGGAGGAAGAGGAGCAAAAUUACGCCACCCUCCAGCGCCUCGCUGCCGCUGACGAAAGAACCAAGAACAUGACCCGUGAGGAAUACGUCUUUUGGUCUGAGUGUCGACAGGCGUCCUUUACCUACCGCAAGAGCAAGCGUUUUAGAGAGUGGGCUGGUUUUGGAAUUGUUACCGAGUCGAAACCCAACGAUGACAUUGUCGAUAUUCUUGGUUUCUUGACCUUCGAGAUUGUACAGACUCUGACCGAGGAAGCUCUCAAGGUCAAGGAGCGCGAAGACCGCGAGAAAAACCGCCGCGGAGGAGCUGAGAACGGGGCUGAAACCAAGAAGCGCAAGCGCGAGACUGGACUCUUCGAUCCUCCUGAGGAAGGCCGCACUCCUGUCGAACCGCGUCAUAUCCGCGAAGCGUACCGCAAGUUGCAGGCUACUCCCAACAAGAACACUGCGAUGCUCCUGCACAAUGGCCGCCUUCCUGCCCGCAUGCCUCUUAGAUUGAUCUGA